AUGGCAAAUUUUGAUAAAGAAAUUGUAGGAAUACAAAACAUAGCAGAGAUGAAAUCCAAGCUAUUGCUUAUAGCAAGGGGAUUAGACAGAGACGGAACGUUUCUAAAGAGCGAAUACAGCGACCUUGACGUUUUAGAGGAUCCGGAAACGAAAAUUAUUGCUUCGUUUUUACCAGACGAGAUUAUCUAUAAUGUUGAUGAUUACUCUCACAGGUCUUUCGAUUGUGCUAUACUUGCUGGUGAUGUAUCAGGUUUCACCGAUUUAACAGAAAAAUACAGCAAAAUGGAUGGAGGUGCUUCCAAAGUAACUGAAGUUCUCAACAGCUACAUUGGAAAUAUGGUGCAAGAAAUAAUGUCACAUGGGGGGGACAUUUUAAAUUUUUCGGGGGAUGCUUUUAUUGCAAUUUAUAAGAAAAGUGAAAAUUUUACCAAGAGAGAUGCAGUUCGCGAAGCCAUAGACUGUGGACUUAUCAUACAGAAAAGAUAUGGAAAUUAUCCUACUGAUAUUGGAAUUAAUAUAAAAGUUAAACUUUUGAUAUCAGCCGGUAUCUUGCAUUUUUCCAUCCUCGGUGACAAGAAAAACGCCCAGUAUCUCUCCAUAGGACAGCCCAUAUGGGACCUAAAAGAAGGAGAUGGAAAAUGUGGUCCUGGGGAUGUUGUUGUGUGUCAAAGUGCUUGGCGAAUAAUUAAUUCCAAUGAUUAUAAUUACACUGAGUUUGAUGACAACAUGUAUAUACAAGUACAUGGUAUUGGUCAGAACUGGAGGAUGGUGCAAAGAAGCCGGUAUUCAGUAUUUACCAAAGAAGAAAGUUUUGAAAAAUUUUCAGGUAAUACCUAUUGUGGCGUGUUUGGGCAUGCUUUAAGAAAAGAGUACACAGUAAUAGGCAAAAUUGUGAACAAAGCAGCCAGAAUUAUGAUGGCAUAUAACAACUCGAUUUCAUGUGAAAGGGGUACUUUUCUUUUGAGUAAGCUUAAACCAGCGUAUUUUACUUUGAGGGAGUAUAAACCUCUAAAAGGCAUUGCCAGUCCUGGACCGAUAUAUGCCUUCAAAAUAGUCAAAACUAGAGACGAAGAAUAUAUCAACCUUAAAGAUCCAUCACAUCCAAUUUUGGGACGAGAAAAGGAAACAGCACUUUACUUACAUUUACUGGAUGUAGCAAAGCAAGAAUUUCGAAGUGAAAAUGUAAUAACAAACGUUUUAAUAACUCAAGGACCCCCAUUAAUUGGCCAAAAGAGACUUACACAAGAAUUUAUUUAUGUAACUCCAAAAGAUAUACCAAUUAAUAAAAUAAGGCUUUCAAAUUUGAAUGUGGAUUUGUAUGAGCCAAUAAGAAAAAUAUUUCUUCCUGCUAUGGGUUUGACGGAUGUAUCUUCAAAGCAUAAAAUAGAGGAGGAAAUACGGACCCGUUUAAAUUCUUCGGAAAAUGAAAAAAAGCUUUGGAUACUAAACCCAGUUUUUAAUGUUAAUUUUAUGAGGUACCAUAUGGAGUUAAAAUUUACGGAAAGAGUGCAGGCACUAAGAGAAAUAUUAAUGAAACUAGCUUAUAGCACUUUCGCAACAUUGUGGGUGGUGAUGAUAAGAAAAAUAAACUAUAUCCGCGAAGAUAUAUGGAAGUUGAUUAAUGAAUUAUCAAAGAAGAAUCUUAUUUUCAUAACAUGCGAGAAAACCGUAAACGAAACUAAAAAUCUUCAAUAUACUUACGAAGAAAAUGUGCAAGUUUUAACUUUGCCACCACUUGACAAGGUUUUAUUGUGUUUUUUUAUUUGUCAGUAUCUCAAUGUGAGAGGAAUUUCAGUGGAAUUGAAAAGGUAG
Messenger RNA from Brassicogethes aeneus, 1812 nucleotides. NCBI's taxonomy places the organism in Eukaryota, Metazoa, Arthropoda, Insecta, Coleoptera, Nitidulidae. The record is from the annotation of a GenBank genome assembly.